AACCCUAUUGGCUAGUAAAGUUUAUGUUAUUAAAGGUGGAUUUUGGUGAAUUUUAAGUUUAAGAGGUACAUGAGACAUCUAAAACUUUGGUUUAGUACGCAAAUGUAGAAUCAAUGGUGAAAGAAACUAAUGUUGUUGAAGUGAGUUGGCAAAGUCUAAGUUAUGAAAGUUGGAUUUGGUGACUAUUUCAGAUUCAAGAACGUACAUGAGACACCUAAAACUUUGGUUUGAAAUCCGGAAGUAGAAAAUAAUAAAAACUAUUGUCCUUGAAGUGAGUUGGCAUCAAAACAACCACCGCCACUUAAUUUGCCGACUCAUCCUUCGUUCAUUUCCUUAUUUACUUUGUACCAAGGAAUAACUCAAAAACUAAUAUGUCACCGGAUAAAGACUUGCGUGCUAUGUUACCUUACCGAUAAGGUCUUGGCAUACUAUAUUCUCAGUUUUGAAUCCCCCCUAAAUAACAUAUAUGUUAACUGGACUCUUCAUUUUACCUCAAAUACACGUGUCAGAUCCUCAGCUCGAACAUGGAUAUGGACACUUUCAAUUUGGACCAAAAUCAACAAUUUUUUCGCAAAUUAGUCGUGUCAAAAACUUAGACAUGUAACCGUGUCCGAUAUGGGUCUAUGAGUGGGAUAACAUAGCUUAUACAAUUAUACAUAAUGCUCAUGAAUCAAUAUGUGAGUAAGUGUGUCCAUUGUACAUGCAAAGUACUUUUGGUAAACCCUAAACCCACCAUGUAAACCGAUCCAUUACAGCAAAUUUGAAGCAUACAUUGCAGAAUGUAUGAAGAUCUUAAUCCCACCAUUAAACACCCACUCAUCUUCUCUAAUCAAACGCUUUAACCCCAUCCAACUCGCCAUCAAGAACUUAUUCAACGACCCUUACACCCUCUCCAAUGGCGAUUUUGGCCACCUUCUUCAGUUCUGCGCAAACAAUCGUCUCAUACUCCAAGGAAAACAACUCCAUGCUCGUAUUAUCCUCUUCGAUUUUACCCUGGAUAACUUCCUUGCUUCAAAACUCGUCAAUUUCUACGCUAAAACUGGAAACAUCAUUCAUGCACGUAAGGUGUUCGAUGAAAUUCCUCAGAGAAAUACUUGGUCUUACAAUGCUAUGUUCAUAGCUUAUUCAUGUGAUGAUAAGCCUGUAGAAACACUAAAGCUGUUUUCUUCCUUUAUAAGGGACUCAAAUGAAUUGGCAAAACCAGAUAACUUCACUCUAACGUGUGUUUUAAAGGCGUUUUCGACCUUGUUUUCUGAUGCUAAUUUAGCUAGGGAGAUACAUUGUUAUGUAUUGCGACGUGGGUUUGAUACAGAUUUGUUUGUGGUUAAUCCUCUGAUCACAUACUAUACAAGGUGUGAUGAAAUGGGUGUGGCCAGAAAAGUGUUUGAUUUGAUGAGGGAAAGAGAUAUAGUGUCAUGGAAUUCCAUGAUUUCAGGGUAUGCUCAAUCUGGGUAUUGUGAGGAAUGUUUGAACCUUUAUAAGCUUUUUCUGGGUGUUAAGAAAUUGACCCCAGAUGGUGUAACAGUGGCAAGUGUAUUACAAGCCUGUGCUCAAAAGAGGGAUCUUGUUCAAGGGAAAGAAGUACAUAAAUUCGCGGUAGAGAACAAUAUCAAAGUUGAUAUCUUGGUUUGUAAUUCAAUUAUAGGGAUGUAUGCUAAAUGUGGUAGUUUAGGUUAUGCUAGAGAGUUAUUUGACAACAUGAGUAUUGAAAAAGAUGAGGUUACAUAUGGCUGUUUGAUUUCUGGGUAUUUGGCUCAUGGUUAUAUAGAGGAAGCAAUGUGUCUUUUCAGGAAGAUGGAAAACCCGAGUUUGAGUACAUGGAAUGGUAUGAUUUCUGGUUUGGAACAGAACAAUUUUCAUGAGAUUUCCAUUGAUUUAACCAGAGAAAUGCAGGGUUUUGGUUUCGGUUUCAGACCAAAUUCAGUGACAGUUUCGAGUGUUCUUUCUGCACUAUCCCACUUCUGCAAUCUAAAUGGAGGAAAACAAGUACAUGCCUAUGCAAUUAGGAACUCUUUUGAGGACAAUAUUUAUGUUGAGACUGGUUUAAUUGAUGUGUAUGGGAAAGCUGGAUUUCUUCAAGGAGCAAUUCAUGUAUUUGAUCGAUCAAGGCAUAGAAGUGUAAUGAUUUGGACAGCUAUAAUUGCAGCUUAUGUUACAAAUGGUGAUGCUGAUCAUGCACUUAAUCUUUUUGAUGAAAUGUUGAAUUAUGGGAUUCAACCUGAUUCUGUUACCCUCACUGCUGUUUUGAGUGCUUGUGCUUAUUUAGGUGAUAUAGACAGGGUUUGGAAGAUAAUUGAGGAUAUGUAUAAUGAUUAUGGUAUACAACCAUUAUCAGAGCAUUAUGCUUGUGUUGUUGGGGUUUUGACGCGAGCAGGAAAAGUGUCAGAAGCCGAGAAAUUCAUGUCCGAAAUGCGGAUGGUGUUUAGGUCAAAAGCUUAGGGUAAACUUUUUAAUGGUGGUUCCGUUCUUCUGAUGACUUAAUAGAAAUGCAAUCUGAAAGUUAAAAAGAAGGUACAUUGCUCUUCCUCUGAAAUCUUAUAUUUUAUGACUGAAAGACGAGAAUCAAGAGAGAUAUAACAGCGUUGAAGGUAUUAUACAGAGUACAAUAUUUUAAAACAGGAGAAUUCGCAUGUCACUAGUCACCAUCUUAAAAUCACAUUUUUAUUUUUGUGUGAGCACCAUAUUGUAAAUUUUUAGUUAACCUAGAAAUCAUGUAACCCACACAUUGCACAGGCUAGAUCUAGUUUAUACUUGGUAGUUGCCUUGGUAUAUCAUUGUUGCACCUUGCACCUUUGUUUUGGAAGGACAAGCAACACUUGACAAAAAUGGUCAAAACUCCAAGAUUGUUUGGUAUGAAUGAAUGAUAUCCUCAUUUUCACCUGUAACAAAUGUCUUUGAGCAACUUUCUUUGUAUUGUUCAAUUCUUUUUACAGCACAAAACCUUAUUAUAGUUCCUCAUAAUCCCAAUUAUUACUAUAAAUACAACGAUUUUCAAUCGUCCGAUAAAAAACCGGGUUAGAUUGGUUUUAACCCAUUACUUUUUUGAUUGUUUGAGUUGGAUAAAAGCAGAUUACAGGUCACAAACUCUUGUUCAAAACCCAAUAUGUUGAGGUCAAUUUUGGGUCAUAAAAUCGAGUUACAGAUCAUAAA
Spinacia oleracea (spinach) is the source of this 3150-nucleotide messenger RNA. Its product is annotated as pentatricopeptide repeat-containing protein At2g37310. The transcript has a single exon. NCBI's taxonomy places the organism in Eukaryota, Viridiplantae, Streptophyta, Magnoliopsida, Caryophyllales, Amaranthaceae. Gene Ontology annotation, biological process: RNA modification. The record is from RefSeq and is a predicted model, not a curated record. Gene Ontology annotation, cellular component: intracellular membrane-bounded organelle. The coding region runs from base 784 to 2439 and encodes 551 amino acids. Gene Ontology annotation, molecular function: protein binding; RNA binding.